AUGGCUAGUGAUACUACUGGGUCUGGAGGAGUCAAUGACUUCGAAAUCUAUAUCCGAUUCAACGAGGACCAAGACAAGGACUACGCAUUCCAUAUCGAUUCCGACACUACGUUCGAAGACCUUCAAAACAUCUUCAAGACAUUGCCUAUUUCUCUUAGACCUUCUGUGUUCUACGACACAAAGCCAGCGAAAUUUGGGUACUCUACCUCCCCGGGCUACUUGACUGCCAAUGGUGGAUUAUUAUACAACUACAAUGCUGAUCAACCCCGCUUUACGAAAUAUCCAAAGAGUCAACUUGACAAGGUCUCUGACUACGUCUGGCCAGAACAAUUGAUCUUACCAAGUUGGAAUUUUAAUCAUUUUCAUAACUUGAAUGUUAUUUUGCUUUUAUUGGCCUGGUUAUAUACCGAUUUGCCUGAUUUUAUUUCUCCUACCCCUGGUAUUUGUUUGACCAAUGUAAUCUUCAAACUAUUGGCGUUCUUAAUUAUUAGUUUUACAGAGGAUGAUAACCAUCCUUGGGCUAAAAACAUUUUGAAGGAAACAGCACUCAACAACACCGGUAAACCUGGUCAAAUUAUUUUCUUUGUGUUCCACGUACUCAAAUGUUUGAUGAUUUACCUGGUUAUGUACUUUGGGAUUGCUAAUCCAUAUGAAGCCAAUUAUUUGGUGCUCUUUGGCAGACGUAUGAAAAACUUCGUUUAUAGCUCAUUGUUAAGUAUUAGCACCACAAAUGCAUCACAGGAGUUAAGCGCAGAAAAAUUACUCAAAAUUGGUUGGACUGGUACCAGAAAGGUUUGUAUUGAUGACUAUAUUGAUUUUUACAGAAAUCAUAUUAUUGCCGAGCAUGGUGGUGUUGUCAAGGCUCACACAAAAGGAAUUUUGAAGGAUCUUAACAGCCGCUUUGGUGUCUUAUUGGGUGAAGGUGAAGGUUUCGAAACUCCUUUACCAAAGAAUCACAGAGAAGAAUUGUUGAAAUAUCCAUUGAAUUUGCUCGCUACCAAAAAUUUCCCUGGGGUUGUUAAAGAUACAGUUGAGUUUUUGGAAAAAGAUCAAGUAUCAGAGGAAAAUGAGGAAACCGUGAAUGCUGAAACAAAAAAAGAAGUUGAAGAUGAAGCUAAGAUAAAAGCUAGUAAAGUUGAGCCACUAUCUCCUUUAUUUACCGACUCAGCAGAAGGUUUAUUCAAAAUGUCUUACAAGUUCUAUAGUUUCUACAACAUCUCAUUCUUGUACAACAAUGAUUUGUUCUCUAAUGAUGAUUAUAAGAGCGAGCUUUACCGUUUCAACGGUAUUGAUGCUGUCCGCAACUUUAGAAAGUAUGGGUCUUUUGUUACUAAGGCUUCCAGUUGGAAGAAAUACUUUGACUUUAGAAACUCCUUAGGUGACUGCCGCAAGAAUGAUAAAUAA
Messenger RNA from Saccharomycopsis crataegensis, 1404 nucleotides. It is a transcript of the gene GSF2, whose product is annotated as Gsf2p. The transcript has a single exon. Lineage: Eukaryota; Fungi; Ascomycota; Saccharomycetes; Ascoideales; Saccharomycopsidaceae. Bases 1 to 1404 code for a protein of 467 amino acids. The record is from RefSeq and is a predicted model, not a curated record.